Molecule: messenger RNA, 390 nt
Organism: Malus domestica (apple)
Lineage: Eukaryota; Viridiplantae; Streptophyta; Magnoliopsida; Rosales; Rosaceae
Source: RefSeq, a predicted model, not a curated record
AUGCCGUUUGCUCUCGCUGCGGGACUGUCCGGCACCAAUGCCACGUCAUCUAUCGUCCUCACUGCUGGCAUCGCCGAAGUCACAACCGGUGCUAUCUCCAUGGGACUCGACGGAUAUCUGGCGGCAAAAAGUGAAUCGGAUCACUACAUAAAGGAGUUGAGGAGAGAACAAGAAGAAAUCAUAAAACUUCCACUCUCUCUCUCCCUCACCCUCGCGCUCAUCAGGUUACUCUCCUUCGUAGUCUCCGUUGAGCUCUUGCUCGCCGUCGCUCGGGUCUCGUGCUCCCUACCAACUCUGAUCGAAGCUGCCACCGCUGAACACAGAUCUGGAGGGAAAGGGAACUUUUCCACCUGUCGUCGAAGCAUUUCAUCAGAAGAUCCGAUAAGCUGA